GUAUCAUAAAUGGAGGAUUAGGAAAUACCCAUGUAAACAAAGUGUUCGCUGCCUUGAACAUGCCUGAAUUGAACUGGCACACUUAUCAAACGUAUGAGAAAGAAGUCGGCAAGGUGAUGGAGUUACUUGCCCAAGAGACGUGUUUAGCUGCUGCAUUAGAAGAAAGACGAUUAACUAUUGAAAAUGCUGAGGAUAUAAAAAAGUUACUGCCAGCUCACUUAGACCUUCAAUCAAUUUUUCCUGAUGCAAGCAUGAAAAGUAUUCUAGAUAAAAGUAUUGAUGACAAGAUGGUUGUACGAAUCGCAGUAUCUUUCGACAUGGGAUGGUUCACUCGAGGCACAGGUAGAACGUAUGACAGCUUGUCUGGCACAGCUGCUCUAAUUGGUUACUAUUCCAAAAAAGUUAUCACCUUUGUCACUUUAAAUAGAAAAUGUGCCAAAUGUGAUCGUGGUCAUGAUAAAGGGGAUCACGACUGUAGGUGCAACUUUACAGGGAGCGCAAAGGCAAUGGAGCCUAAGGCUGCAGUAUUGCUCACAAAAAAUAACCCGAUAUUGGUUGCACGUAAAUUAGAAGUCGGAAUAUUUAUUGCUGACAACGAUUCUAGCUCGAUUAGUGCUGUGCGACAAGCUUGCGAUCAUGAAGUACCUAAACAAAGUGAUAAAAACCAUACAACCAAAGGAGUUGUAAACGCACUGUACAAAAUUCAAAAAAGUCAUAAAGAACUGAACAGUGUUGCUAUUCAGUACCUUAAAAAAUGUUUUACGUAUUGCGUAUCACAAAAUCAAGGAAACAGUUUAGCCAUGGCAAGUGCAAUUAAAAAUAUACCAUAUCAUUGUUUUAAUUUUCACAAUAAUUGUGGAGAUUGGUGCAAUUAUAAGACAGAGCAAGAAAAUUACGUACACUCGAAUAUUGGCGAUGGCUUUCAUAGUGAUAUUUUAUUCAACGCUUUAAAAGAUAUAUUUAAUUCUCUAUCUACGAAAUCUAGUCAAUUUGUUUCUAAUGCCUCAAGCAAUGCCAAUGAAAGCUUGAAUGCUAUGAUUGUUAGCAAGGCGCCUAAAACGAGGCUGUAUGGCAAAACGGCAUCAAGUGAUAUUAGAGUAGCUAGUGCAAUCAAUAAAAAAAACUUUGGUGAAAAAUAUAAUUUGACUCUAGCUGAGAAACUAAGUUUGUCACCAGGUAAAUAUUCUGCAAAAUACUACGGUAAAGUAGACUCCUUCCACAAAAAAAGAUAUGCUAAGUCUGUAGCGCGUAGCACAAAAUUAAGGAGAUUAGCUUUGAAGAAAUCAAAAACGGGACUAAAAAACAGAAAAGAAACCGAAGAAGGCAUCACGUAUGAGAGUAAUAUUGGUUUAUGUAGUGUUGAAGUGGAAACCAUCCCGAUCGCAACUUUUAACUUGAACUCAAAAUCAAUAAUCAUCUUUUUCGAUUUGGAAACGGGCGGACUUUCAAAAUCUAGCGAUAUUCUGCAGUUAGCUGCUAAAUAUAAGGAUUAUGAGUUCUCUGUAUACAUUAAGCCAGCGCAAAAAAUUUCAGAAGAAGCCAGUGGGGUACAUGGUUUGCGGCUGACAGAUGGAGUCCUGCAAUUACAUGGAAAACCUGUCCUUACUAUCUCAUUGUCAGAAGCUUUGUUGGCCUUUUAUGAGUUCCUUUGUUUGUUUAAAAAACCGUGUAUAUUAACAGCACACAACUGUGCGUUCGACCGCCCACGAUUGAUGGCUGCUUUUGAAAAAGUUUUUAUGACCAAACAUUUUCAGAGCAUAGUUCAUGGAUUCUGUGAUACUCUUCGUAUCACACGAAGAAUCACUGGGAAAAACAGCAAAGGUAGCAACAAAUUAGAGACUCUAGCUCAACUAUUUGAUAUAAGCUGUAAUAAAGCACACGAUGCUCUACAAGACGUUGUUAUGUUACAGCAAGUUGUUGAGAAACUAAAAAUCAAGAAUAGUGAUUUAUACCAAAAUGUUUGUACUUGGAGCGACGUUGAGAGAAAAAUUCAGUAUUCCAAAAAUUUACCAAAUUUCCUAAAAAAUUUAACCGCGUUAGAUGAAUGUUUAUCUCUUAAUAUGAGGAAAAAGUUAGUCGCUGCACAAACAACAUAUGAUAUGGUUAUUGAUGCUUUUGAAAAAGAAAAAUUUGAAGGACUUUUGAAUUUAUUUGGAAAAGAUGAAAAUGGAUUUGUUAUAGUAACAAAGAAUAAACAAAUCUUGGAUAAAUUGUAUGCAUAUUUACAAAAUCUACUCGACAUUGUUUCAAAACCAAAUUAUUAA
Molecule: messenger RNA, 2264 nt
Organism: Copidosoma floridanum
Lineage: Eukaryota; Metazoa; Arthropoda; Insecta; Hymenoptera; Encyrtidae
Source: RefSeq, a predicted model, not a curated record